Drosophila obscura is the source of this 2401-nucleotide messenger RNA. Its product is annotated as anaphase-promoting complex subunit 4-like. NCBI's taxonomy places the organism in Eukaryota, Metazoa, Arthropoda, Insecta, Diptera, Drosophilidae. Gene Ontology annotation, biological process: positive regulation of mitotic metaphase/anaphase transition; anaphase-promoting complex-dependent catabolic process; protein K11-linked ubiquitination. Gene Ontology annotation, cellular component: nuclear periphery; anaphase-promoting complex. The record is from RefSeq and is a predicted model, not a curated record. Gene Ontology annotation, molecular function: protein binding.
UUUUUCCACAGACGUCAGCCAAUUGGGAAUUAAUAAAUCUUCAAGCUUGCAUAGGCAAAUUUACUUGGAGAGAGUGUAAAAAUGGCAGCGGCAAGCAGCAUGAAGCUUUACGGUGGCCGCAAUAUGGGCUGCAUUGUGGAGCGCAUUGAGUGGAACAAUAAAAUGGAUCUCUUUGCCUACGGCACAGAGAAAGGAGAGGUGGUGAUCCAGCGGCUAAACUGGCAGAAGGUAGCAGCCUUCCCACCGCCCAUCGAAGGUGCCAAAGUGCGCUCGCUCAGCUGGCAAUGGGACGACACGCUGCUGGCCGUGGGCUACAGCAGUGGAAAGGUGGCCAUGGUGGAUGUCGACAGCGAGAGCCUGUUCUCGAGCCUAACCUACGACGACGACAUCAGGAAGGUCCACUUUAGCCGGACUAUCGACUGCCCGGAAACUCUGGAGGGCCACACCUUCAACUCCAAGGACAGGCACAAGCAAUUUCUGCCCAAGCCACGGCCGCUGCCCAGCAUUGACCCAUCACUGAGGACCGACGCUAAGUCCUUUCCCGAAGGUUUGCCCAGCUUCCUGAUCGUAGUCCUAUGCAGUGGGAAAUUUCAUCUGCUGCUUUUUGGCGCCCUGCAGGCGGGCAGCAUCGAUCUCACCCAGCACGUGCUGCACCCCGAACAGUUCGAGGUUUACGAUGUGCAACUGAACGGCGACUCGAAUGCCAUUUACGCCCUGGUGCGCGAUGGCCAGCAGCUGAAGUUGCUCCACUUCCCCAAUCAGGUGCUGCAGGACAGCAUGGCGCCCGUAAUGGGUGUGGCCAGGCUCUGCGCCCACAUACUGGAGACGAAAAACUACAUAAGCAACACCGAGCAUUGCCUGCUGGAGGCCCGGGAGGCUGUCCAGCUGGAAAUGCACAAUAAGCUGACGGCCUACGUCAGCUCGCAAGCGUACGGAAUCGCAGCCACAGACCUUCAGGAGCUGCACCUUUUUGGCUACACUUCUUUGGAGGUGGAGGAUUUCCUUACAAAGUCGGAGAAAGAUUUCAGGAAAAUGGCCAAGGGUGUGGAACUCAGCCUGAAGGACCUGCAGGGCCUGGUAUUCCGGCAGCUGAACGAAGCGGCCAUCAGGAUGUUCUACUUUCUGAACGCGAUGACCGGCCUGGGUCGCAUCUCCCAUUUCUAUGAGUCGCUCAUCGUGCCGGAGGUGGCCGUCGAGGCGAUGCGUGCGUGCGGAUCCUUUUAUCUGAAGGUGCACGAGCUGCAGCGGACCAUCGAUACCCUGGUUAACGAAAUGAAGCUCUUUCACAGCUGGCUGAUCUUCACCGUAAUGCGGCUGUCGCACCAGGAGAUACCCGACAAAAUCGUCCUCAGCGACGAGCAGAACUGUGCUCUGGCUGAGCUCCUUUUCACGUUGGCACCGAUGGAUGCAGAUGAUGGCAGUGAUGAUGAGGAGGAGGGGGCUGAAAGCGCCCCUUCACUGCCCACACGCAGCCUGUUCAAUCUGGAGCGCGUGGGUCAGUAUCUGGAGAAUGCCUUCCUGACGCAGCCGCAGCAGCAGUCCGUGGACCCCGACCAGCUGUGGGAACAGCUUGUAUCCGAGAACGACUUCAUGGACACGUCCAAUACAUUUGCGCCGCACGACACGAAGCUGUCACUGGUGCAGCAGCGCGAAAAGUUGUUCAAUGCCAUCGAUGGCGUCUUCCAGAGACCCACGGAGAGCAUCAGCACCAGCUUCAAGCUCAGCUCGACCAUUAUCUGCAGCGAGUUUUGCGCCAUGGAGCCAAGAAAGGAUCAGGACUUUGUGACGUGCAGCUAUUAUGUCCACGAAGCUGCCAGACGGGAUAUGUUCGCCCUCGCUAUCAGCUGGGAGGAGGCCCUGAUCCUGCAGUUCAGCCGGGCCGACAAUUGUUUCUUGCUCUGCUCAAGCAUCCACCUGAGGGCGGGCCCCUUCACCCCGGAGCUGCACAAGAACUACAACAAUCUGCGCUUCGUGGACCUGCAGUUCUACAACGAGUCCAUCCUAUCCAUACUGACCCAGAGCACGUCCCCCGCCAGGGAUGUGCGUCCCCACAGCUGCUUCAUUCAGCUAUUGCUAAGCGGGGUGACGAAUCAGUGCCCCCGGCACCAUUGGGCGACGCUCAUAAAUCUGACGGAUGCGACGGUAACUCGCAGCAUCCACGACAUCGCCGCCACGGACGCCUUCAAGUGUUUGGAUGGAGUGUGCGAUAUGCUCGCCGUCUCCGGCGGCCGCAGGUUGGUCACAGUUAUCUCCGACGGCCACCGCAAGAUGACAAUCUUCGAAACGGAAGUCCAGGCGACGGACGACACGGAGCUGACCGACGGAUCGUUUCUGCAGAUCAGCUCGGAUACCAAUUACCCUGAGCAGCUGGAUACUUAGACUUACAAUAAUUAGAUUAAAA